GCCUACUCUUCCUUAGGCUCAUCCUGUCCUGUUCCUGCUACUAUUCCUGCUGUCAUCUGAUCAUCUUCUCUCCCAUCACUUUCUUAUCCCGCCGCUUCCAAAGCCUAGAGAGCUCUCUCCCGUCGGCGUCGCUAAACUCGCAGCCACCAUAGCCACUUGCCGCCGACCUCGUUCGUCACAAGAGCUCGUUCGCAGUCGCCUAGCUUGUGAGUUGCGACCGAGCUCUAGUGGCCUUGCACUCCAUGUCAUUUGGCAAGAGAGACAUGAGCCAGGAGAACCUGCACCAAGACCGCAAGGACGUGACGCCCAUCCACUUCAGGACGCCGACGCCGCCGCUGCAGCAGCCGCAGCAUGGCGGCCACGGUGAGCACCAGCAUCAGCAGCUGGAGUGCUUCUCUGAUGAGGUGGACAGCCGCGCGAGCGCCGAGCUGAAGGAUCCCGCGAGUGCCGGGACCCUGGUGGUCUCCAGCGGCGGCGACGGGGCGAGCAUCGAGGUGGCCAAGAAGCGGAGGGGGCGGCCGCCGGGGUCCAAGAACAAGCCGAAGCCGCCCGUGGUGAUCACGCGGGAGGCGGAGCCCGCGGCGGCGAUGCGGCCGCACGUGAUCGAGAUACCCUGUGGCCGCGACGUCGCGGACGCGCUCGCGCGCUUCGCGACCCGCCGCAAUCUCGGGAUCUGCGUGCUCGCUGGCACGGGCGCCGUCGCCAACGUCUCGCUCCGCCACCCUACCCCCGGCGUCCUUUGCGCGACGCCCGCCGCCGUCGUCUUCCACGGGCAGUACGAGAUCCUCUCCAUCUCUGCCACGUUCCUUCCCCCGGCCAUGUCUGCCGUGGCGCCGCAGGCCGCCGGCGGCGUCUCCAUCUCGCUCGCCGGCCCGCACGGCCAGAUCAUCGGCGGCACCGUGACGGGCCCGCUCUACGCCGCGACCACCGUCGUGGUCGUCGCCGCCGCCUUCACCAACCCCACCUUCCACCGCCUCCCCGCGGACGACGACGCGUCGGUGUCCGUCUCGGUCUCCUUCUCCGCCGGCAGCGGCGACGCCGCGGACGAGCACCGCGGCCAUCAGCAGCACCAACCUGAGCCGCCGCAAGAACAGCGCCACGUCGUGCAACGGCAGCCCGCGCCGCAUCUCGCCGCGUCCGCCUCGGUCGCGCAGCCUUGCGGUCCGGUGCCCAUCUUCGCUUGCUACCCGCCGCCGCCCCAAGAAGUGAUGUGGCCGCCGGUGGCUCGUGCGCCGCACCCGCCGCCGCCACCGUACUGAUCGCACGCCCGGUGAUCAAUAACUGAUCCGACGGAGUUCUCGUACCUCUCACGGCCUGCCUUGACUUUGUCUGCUACACGUACCAGUUGCUGUUCUAGUUCGGUUUGUGUUAUAUGGAAACAUAUUCUAUUUUGCUUAACAUUGUGCAAUCGAG
Messenger RNA from Phragmites australis (common reed), 1413 nucleotides. Its product is annotated as AT-hook motif nuclear-localized protein 17-like. Gene Ontology annotation, cellular component: nucleus. Bases 243 to 1259 code for a protein of 338 amino acids. The transcript has 2 exons. Gene Ontology annotation, molecular function: DNA-binding transcription factor activity; minor groove of adenine-thymine-rich DNA binding. The record is from RefSeq and is a predicted model, not a curated record. Lineage: Eukaryota; Viridiplantae; Streptophyta; Magnoliopsida; Poales; Poaceae.